Messenger RNA from Beta vulgaris subsp. vulgaris (sugar beet), 1509 nucleotides. RefSeq names its product pentatricopeptide repeat-containing protein At4g18975, chloroplastic. The coding region runs from base 412 to 1275 and encodes 287 amino acids. The record is from RefSeq and is a predicted model, not a curated record. Lineage: Eukaryota; Viridiplantae; Streptophyta; Magnoliopsida; Caryophyllales; Amaranthaceae. The transcript is spliced from 8 exons. Gene Ontology annotation, molecular function: protein binding.
GUUGUUUGUUUGUUUGAUGGGUUAUUGUCAAUUUGGAUUUUUGAUAAAAAAAUUCGGAUGUUGGAGUGAUUGUAUUUGAUGGUGAAUAUAAUUUUGUUAGACAUAUAAAAUAAUAUUUUAGAUUGGAAAAAAAGAUUAGCUGUCGAGUGAAUUUGGAGGAACUGGGUACAGUUUUAGGCUACUUGUCUCUCUUUGAGGCAUUUAUUCACAUUUGGACUGCUCUUCAUAGCUUCCGAUCAUAUACUUUACUUUGUUUAAAAUUCAGUUCUUCUGGGUUGUUUUCAUAGCAAAUCAAAGAAAUUUCUCAGUGGAAAUGCGUUUGUUGAACUGAUACUAAGCAAGCUUUUACGCCGAAAAUUGCUGCAAUUGUUGUAGAAUUGGAUGGUUGUGCUUCUUAUGAGAUAAGAGAAGAUGAUGGUCUAUUCUAGCAAACAUAUGUGUUUCCUUGGUGCUUCCUACAUAUCUUCAAAUCAGGUGAAUGCAGCGAUAAUGGAUUUCCAAACCCAAAUUCAAGGUCCAAGGAUGUUACUUCUACAUGAACCUUCCUUUAUCCACGUAUCUACUAUCCAGUGCUCUUCCAAAUCUAUUGUUCCACGGCCUUCCUCUUCUAAUUCCAUUCAGAAAUCUAGAGAAAGUGUGAAGAAGCCAGGAAAAAGAGAACAUCACUUGUGGAAACGUAGAGAUUCUGCUGGAUCUGGACAGCAAGCAAUGAAUCUAGUUCGAACUAUUUCAGGACUUCCAAAUGAGAAAGAGGCAGUUUAUCGUGCAUUGGACGAAUGGAGUGCAUGGGAGCUGGAAUUUCCUUUGAUUGCAACAGCCAAGGCUCUAACAAUCUUAAAAAAGCAGAGGCAAUGGAUGCGAGUAAUUCAAGUUGCCAAGUGGAUGUUGAGCAAGGGCCAAGGUACAACCAUGGCGACAUAUGAUACAGUCCUAUUGGCAUUUGACCAGGAGAAGAGAAUAGAUGAAGCUGGAUCUUUGUGGAAUAUGAUUUUGCAUACCCAUACACGUUCUAUUUCGAAGCGGUUGUUUUCCCGGAUGAUAUCAUUAUAUGAUCAUCACAGUCUACCCGAGAAAGUAAUAGAGGUCUUUACAGAUAUGGAAGAAUUAGGUGUCAAACCAGAUGAGGAUACAGUCAAGAGGGUGGCACGGGCCUUUGAGAAACUUGGGCAAGAAGAUAAGAAGGAUUUGGUCAUUCAAAAAUAUGGAUGUAAAUGGAAAUAUAUCCAUUUUAAAGGCGAAAGAGUCAAAGUUAAGAGACACCCUUUUGUUGAUUAGAAGCCAAUGCUGCUCAAAACUUCAAACCUGUGAGCUUUGUACAUUAUUGUUCUUGUUGCUGAUCCCUUCUAAUGGGGACAACAUUUGCAGAUUGAGGGGAUUAGCAAUUAUAUAAGCUAGGCAGUGUUUGGAUUAAGAAAAAACAUUGAACUAUUUCUUAUUUUCGAUGAAUACAUGUUUCCAUGGAAAUCAAGCUUCAAAGUUAAUUGAUAAAUAUAUUUUGGAAAAGAACAA